CACUGAGAUAACGGUGCGUUACUGGGGGCACUGCACGGCGCUGUUAAUGUAACUGUUUUAUUAAAAAAUGAUCCCCUUCUCAUCUGCCCCUCUGGUCUCCUGGCACCACUGCUGCCCCUGGCAUUCCUGAGUUGAGGCAACACGGCCUGAGGAUUGAGCAGGGGCGGUCCGAGCUGAAAGAACUGCACUCCGCCGGGAAAUUCUCCGUAUUCACAGAUGUCCCCCUCUCCGGCUCUCUUGUUUUUCUGAACUUCCGUUAUAAAUGGGACAGCCAGCAGAACAUUCACUGGCACGGACUCCUCACCAAGCAAUGGCUGAUCAUGGACUUUCCUAGCAGGAUGCUGGACCAAGGUAGUCGGGACAGUCUGACGGCUACCCUCGAAUAUGCAGAGCUUACAAUGAAGGUGAAUACGGUGUUUGUCAGCGUGCACAAGGAGCACAAAGACAGAGGUCAGCUCCUUCGUGCCUUCAGCUUCCUGGGAUUUGAAGUUGUAACACCCAGGAACAAGUCUCUGCCGUCCUGCGAGGAACAAAUAUUCAUGGGCUACACACUGGAGAAGUCCCCCUAGGACACCUGUACGGAGGUCACAUGUCAAACCCUCAGGGCAAUAAAAGCG
Molecule: messenger RNA, 617 nt
Organism: Spea bombifrons (plains spadefoot toad)
Lineage: Eukaryota; Metazoa; Chordata; Amphibia; Anura; Pelobatidae
Gene: OAZ3
Product: ornithine decarboxylase antizyme 3
Exons: 5
Coding region: 321-569 (82 amino acids)
Biological process (GO): positive regulation of protein catabolic process
Cellular component (GO): cytoplasm; nucleus
Molecular function (GO): ornithine decarboxylase inhibitor activity
Source: RefSeq, a predicted model, not a curated record